Molecule: messenger RNA, 327 nt
Organism: Phytophthora sojae
Lineage: Eukaryota; Oomycota; Peronosporomycetes; Peronosporales; Peronosporaceae
Exons: 1
Source: RefSeq, a predicted model, not a curated record
UACAAGGCUCCUUUCCGACCCCAGAACUACAUCGAGCACAAUACUUCCGCGCACUCAGCUAAGUGGGGAGAAUACACAGGUCUCAGGGACGCAGAGAAGGCUGUAUUUUUUGCUGAUCUCACUUCUCGAAGCAACCAAUUGGUAGCUUAUUUUGACACAGAGAGUGCUGUGUUGCGGUUUUCUUUUCCAGAGUUGAUUGUGACUGAGCUGAUUGGAAAGGUAUUUUUCAAUGCUGAAGAUGAAGAUGAUGAUAUGACUGUUGCGAGGGCUCUUCGUGCUUUCGGCUCGGUAGUGGAUGGGGUCUACACUGAAGGGAGCACUCGUUGA